Notolabrus celidotus (New Zealand spotty) is the source of this 1764-nucleotide messenger RNA. RefSeq names its product coiled-coil domain-containing protein 112. The coding region runs from base 83 to 1582 and encodes 499 amino acids. Lineage: Eukaryota; Metazoa; Chordata; Actinopteri; Labriformes; Labridae. The record is from RefSeq and is a predicted model, not a curated record. The transcript has 14 exons.
UGCUGGUAUAAACCAUGACCACCACUAGACGAGACCUGUUUCAAUAAAGUUUCUUGUGUUUACCUUACAGACUCACUCAAACAUGGCCUCCCUAGCAACCACAGGAUGCGCUGUGAAACAAGGCUCGCAUGGGGAGGGAGGCCGUCAGCCAUCCACACCAGCCCCAGUAAGCUGUGACAGUGACAGGGUGGCCAGAAUGGAGGCUUCAAAGUUCCUAAGGGAAGCUGAGAAGAACCAGAGACAGAUAGAGAAGUUGGAGAAAGAGAAGACACUGAUUUUUCAGUGCAGAAAGAACGGCUGGACAGACGUAUGCGGAGAGCUGGAGGAGUAUGAGAAAGUGCUGGAGGGAGAAAGAAAUGCUGACAAGAUUAAUCUUCAAAAGCAGCUAGUGAAGAUCCAUAAUGGUGUGAGGAAAUUUCAGAGACAGCUGAUAGAUGUAAAACCAACUCCUGAGUUGAUUGAAAGACUACAGGAAAUAAUGUCAGAGGUGGAAAUCUCUCUUAACACAUUAAAAGAGGAACAGCGGUCAAGUUUUGAGGAAAUUUUAAAGGAGGAGCGGACAUACAGACAGGAAAUCACUGCUUACGAGAAGAAGAUUGAAAACUGGAGCCUUGUUGUCCAAUCAGAGAGACCCAAACUACACACAACUCCCCCUGUUAAGAUCAAACCUCCGAACACAGACCUCCCUCCUGAGGUCAGAGCACUGGAGGUUUUCUUUCACAAGACAGGGGGCCCCUAUGGAGGCUGGGACCCGUAUGACCACCAAGCUUUCCUUAAAGUUUGGACAAAGCACGGUGAGCAGCCAGCCUACAAGAAGGAGGCCAAACUGUACCUGCCUGGUAAAACAUUGGAUGAGAUAGAGCAACACAAGGACUGGUAUCAGGAGCUGAAGUACCUGCAGGACAGGAAGAGACAGGCUAUUCGAAGGUGGAAAGCCAUCAAGCAACAGGAACGCCAUACAAGAAUCCAGAGUCAGGAAGAAGCAGAGGAGGCAGAAAGGAGGGAGAUUGAGGCCAAGAGCAAGGCCCACCUACACAAGACCGACGAGGAGAAGAGGGAGACAGCGAGGCGGAUAGAGGAGUGGAGGGAAAAGAGGAGAAGGAAGGAGGAGCAGGAGGACGAGCAAAAACUGGCUGAGGAGAUCCAAAAGAGUAGACGAGCAAAGGAAGAGCGUCGUCGCCAGCUGGAGGUGAAGCUGAGUAUUGAGGAGCAGCUUCGACUGAAGAGGGAGGAGGAGGAGGAACAGGAGAGGAGGAGGAGAGAGGCGGAACAGAGGGAGAUAGAUGAGAGGAGGAGGGAAGCAGCAAAGGGCAUCAAACGCUUUAAUGAAAGGGAUCUUCACAAGGUGGAGGCAAAGCUUCAGGAAAAACAGCAGAGAGAAAAGGAAGAGGAGGAAAGACAGAGAAGAAUCACUGCAAAGUUAAAGGAGAAGGUGGAUGGUCACAUUAGCAGGGACGCCUCCAGGCUUACCAGACCCACAAAGGGCUGGGAGGAGCGAGUGAAACACAUAGGACCCUCAGGAGGAGGGCCUAUGCUUCAGAUGUUUCAUAGAGCCAUUCCCACUUGGAGGCAAGGCCUGUGACGAGCAUCAAAGGAAGCAGUCUGAACAGUCCUAAAAUUGAUUCAAGGCAUUUUACUGCGUUUUUAAAAGAAUUGGAUGAGAUGGAAAGAAGGAAAUAGGACUACAAUACCACAUUGUGCCUUUAUUUAAAUGUAAUGUAUAUUUCUGUUGGAUUUUUUUAAUUGAAUAAAGCUUCAAAUCAA